AUGUUUUAUUAAUAUAUUUUGUUACUAUUCCAAAAUAUUUACAAAGUAUCACUCAUAUCUAUUAGUAAGCCAUAAUGGCAUUUACUAAAAACGACGUAAAAUUGUCUGGAGAUGUACCAAAAACAUUAUUGUUACAAAAACAUUCCGAUUAUUUAGCCAGCUACGGAUUGAACAAGGAUGAUUUUGAAUAUUGCAUGACGGAACAUCUUCGAAUGUCUGGAAUAUAUUGGACAUUAACAGCUAUGGAGCUUAUGAACCAAUCAUCAAGGAUGCCAAAGGAAGAAAUCAUAGAAUUCAUAUCAUCUUGUCAAGAUAAUGAAAGUGGAGGUAUAUCCGCCAGUAUAGGACAUGACCCACAUAUUCUAUACACUUUGAGUGCGGUGCAAGUACUUGCAAUGUAUGAUAGACUGGAUGCUAUAGAUGUUGAAGGUGUGGUUCGGUUUGUUACAUCAAUGCAACAAGAGGAUGGUAGCUUUUAUGGUGACAAAUGGGGUGAAGUUGAUACAAGAUUUUCUUUCUGCGCUGUUAUGACAUUAUCCUUGUUACAACGACUCGACGCAAUCAAUGUUACCAAAGCUGUACACUUUGUAUUAAGUUGUAUGAACUUUGACGGUGGCUUUGGCUCUAGACCGGGAUCUGAAAGUCAUGCAGGUCUUAUUUAUUGCUGUGUUGGAACACUGUCAAUAUGUAAGAGAAUGGACGCCCUACAUGCUGAUGAGUUGGCGUGGUGGCUCUGCGAGAGACAACUCCCCAGCGGUGGACUCAAUGGUAGACCAGAGAAAUUACCUGACCUCUGUUACUCCUGGUGGGUGAUGUCAUCGUUAUCAAUGUUAAACAGGAUACAUUGGGUCGACAAGGAUAACCUCGAGAAAUUCAUACUUGCAUGUCAGGAUGCUGAAACUGGUGGAUUUAGUGACAGACCUGGCAACAUUACAGACCCAUUCCAUACUUUAUUCGGUCUCGCUGGUUUAUCAUUACUGGGAAAUACUAGUAUUAAGCAUGUAAACCCCACAUACUGUAUGCCUCAAGAAACAAUAGACCGAUUGAAAUUGGAACCACAAAAGUUACAUAUUUAGUUGUUAAGUAUUAAUUUGUAUUUAAAUAUGUUAUUAUAAGAAUAUUUAAUAAAAUAUAAAUUAUGGUGAAACUUGGUUUGUGGUGAACAAUUUACGAAAGGUUGUUUAUACUUAUUCGGAGCUUGAUUUUAUUACCAAAUAUAUU
Papilio machaon (common yellow swallowtail) is the source of this 1221-nucleotide messenger RNA. RefSeq names its product geranylgeranyl transferase type-2 subunit beta (gene betaggt-II). Gene Ontology annotation, biological process: protein geranylgeranylation. The record is from RefSeq and is a predicted model, not a curated record. NCBI's taxonomy places the organism in Eukaryota, Metazoa, Arthropoda, Insecta, Lepidoptera, Papilionidae. Bases 75 to 1076 code for a protein of 333 amino acids. The transcript has 6 exons. Gene Ontology annotation, molecular function: Rab geranylgeranyltransferase activity. Gene Ontology annotation, cellular component: Rab-protein geranylgeranyltransferase complex.